Pocillopora damicornis (cauliflower coral) is the source of this 658-nucleotide messenger RNA. RefSeq lists its product as uncharacterized. Gene Ontology annotation, molecular function: ATP binding; protein serine/threonine kinase activity. Gene Ontology annotation, biological process: peptidyl-serine phosphorylation; peptidyl-threonine phosphorylation. NCBI's taxonomy places the organism in Eukaryota, Metazoa, Cnidaria, Anthozoa, Scleractinia, Pocilloporidae. The record is from RefSeq and is a predicted model, not a curated record.
AUGUCGAGUUUGGAAGGAGCUUUUGCGCCAAUUGCCAUCCAAAGAAAAAAACAAGACUUGUGUAAGGAAGAAACUCUACUGCUCAGAGCGGCUACAAUACCAAAAGUAUUAGCAUCACAGACUGGCAAAGAUGGUAAAUUCAAGCCUUGUUACCCAGUUCCAUUGCUUGCUGGAAGAUACAAAUUUAUUCAAGUUAUUGGUGAAGGGGAAUCAUCACUCUUAAUUUCAGCAGAGGAUACCUACCAUUUUUAAAAGAAGCAAGUUGCUAUAAAGAUAGUGAAUUUGGAUUAAUCCAGACUUGGAGCUCAGGAGGCAGAUUGCAUUCAACAGCUCAACAAGGCUGAUCCUCUUCAUGUUUCCAGAACUGUCCAGUUGUUUGAGGCAGAUUGCAUUCAACAGCUCAACAAGGCUGAUCCUCUCCAUGUUUCUAGAACUGUCCAGUUGUUUAAUGUUUUCAGUUUUGAGGGCCAUUACUGCUUGGUUUUUGAGCUGUUGAGACCGUUGGCCACUCCAUCAAUACUUUCAGAAAUGUCAGUUUGAUAACAAGGAUGAAAAACUGAAAGUCAACAGGAAAAUAACUUUUCAGCUCUUACAAGCUCUUGGAUUCCUAAGGAGACAGAAUGUCAUCCAUGCUGACUUGAAACCAGAGAACAUUCUU